AUUGAGAAGAUCUGUCCUCCCACAGACCCACCUUCAGCAUUAUAAAGGAAUAUAUCUUCCUAAUGACAAGCUCUCUUUGCAGGGAUACCUCAAACUUGGUUACACCAGAAGCAGCAUCUUCUGUUACAAAAAUUUAAGAGACACAUGAGAAAUUAGAGUGCUGCUUGCACAUCUCUGGACUACACUUACCCACAAGAUCCAGGGCAUUCACAAUGAGCAUUAGUGAAGACGACGUGGAGAAGUUUCUUGAUGGCAACCCUGCUUUUGCCAAGCAGUAUUUUGAGAAGAAACUAAAAACAGAGUCCUGGGACAACAAUGAGAGUGAAAUACUUUUUGAGUUGAUCCAAGACAUGCAAGAAAGCAUCAACAUGGAGAAAGUUGUUUUCAAGACCUUGAGAAGAAUCAGGUCCCUUAUUCAUGCUGACCGCUGUAGUCUCUUCAUGUACAGGCAGAGAAAUGGCACUCCUGAGCUGGCAACAAGGCUUUUCAACAUCCAAGAGGGAAGUACCCUGGAGGAAUGCCUGGUGGCCCCAGACUGCGAGAUUGUCUAUCCACUGGACAUAGGCAUUGUGGGCUAUGUUGCUCAGACCAAGAAAACCAUGAACAUCAAGGAUGUCCGUGAGUGUGCCCAGUUCAGCCCAUUUGUUGAUGAACUCACCGACUACACUACAAAAAACAUCCUUGCAACACCCAUCUUGAAUGGCAAAGACUUGGUUGCUGUCAUUGUGGCUAUAAAUAAGCUGAAUGGCCCACACUUCACCAGCUCUGAUGAAACACUUUUUCUGAAGUAUCUGAAUUUUGCAUCCUUGAACUUGAAAAUUUAUCACUUGAGCUAUCUUCACAACUGUGAGACUCGAAGAGGCCAGGUGCUGUUGUGGUCAGCUAAUAAGGUUUUUGAGGAACUGACGGACAUUGAGAGGCAGUUCCACAAGGCUUUUUAUACAGUGAGGGCAUACCUGAACUGUGACCGAUACUCAGUUGGUCUCCUGGACAUGACAAAGCAGAAGGAGUUUUUUGACCUGUGGCCAGUCCUGUUGGGAGAAGUACCUCCCUACUCAGGACCUCGAACCCCAGAUGGCAGGGAAAUAGUCUUUUACAAGGUCAUUGAUUACAUAUUACACGGAAAAGAAGACAUUAAAGUCAUCCCAAAUCCUACCCCGGAUCACUGGGCACUAGUUACUGGACUGCCAGCCUAUGUGGCUGAAAGUGGAUUUAUUUGCAACAUUAUGAAUGCUGCUGCAGAUGAGAUGUUUAACUUUCAGGAAGGUCCUCUAGAUGAAUCAGGAUGGACUAUCAAAAACGUUCUCUCCAUGCCAAUAGUGAAUAAAAGGGAAGAAAUUGUUGGUGUUGUCACAUUUUAUAACAGAAAAGAUGGAAAACCAUUUGAUGAACAGGAUGAAACCCUCAUGGAGUCCUUGACACAGUUCCUGGGUUGGUCUGUACUCAACACAGACACAUAUGAUAAGAUGAACAAGUUGGAGAACCGUAAGGACAUUGCUCAGGACAUGGUGCUCUACCACGUGAAAUGUGACAAGGAUGAAAUCCAGGAAAUUCUGCCAACACGAGAAAAGUUGGGGAAGGAGCCAAGUGAGUGUGAUGAAGAGGAGCUGGCAAGCAUUCUGAAAGAAGAACUCCCAGGGCCCACUAAGUUCGAAAUCUAUGAGUUCAGGUUCUCUGAUUUUGACUGCACUGAGCUAGAGCUGGUGAAGUGCGGCAUUCAGAUGUACUACGAGCUUGGCGUGGUGAAAAAGUUCCAGAUCCCGCAGGAGGUUCUGGUGAGGUUUGUGUACUCUGUCAGCAAAGGCUACCGGAAGAUCACUUACCACAACUGGCGUCACGGCUUCAACGUCGCACAGACCAUGUUCACGCUCCUGAUGACUGGCAAACUGAAGCGUUACUACACCGACCUCGAAGCCCUUGCAAUGGUAACUGCAGCUCUGUGCCAUGAUAUUGACCACAGGGGAACCAACAAUCUCUACCAAAUGAAAUCUCAAAAUCCUUUAGCUAAACUUCAUGGAUCCUCUAUUUUAGAGAGACAUCACCUGGAAUUUGGAAAAUUCUUGCUCUCUGAGGAGUCACUGAACAUAUGUCAGAACCUCAACCGCAGGCAGCAUGAGCAUGUGAUUCACCUGAUGGAAAUUGCUAUUAUAGCAACAGACCUGGCGCUCUACUUCAAAAAGCGAACAAUGUUUCAAAAGAUUGUUGAUGAGUCUAAGACCUAUGACAGCGUGACUGCCUGGACUGAGUAUCUGUCUCUGGAGACAACAAAGAAAGAGGUUGUCAUGGCUAUGAUGAUGACUGCCUGUGACUUGUCAGCUAUCACAAAGCCUUGGGAAGUCCAGAGUAAGGUAGCUCUCCUGGUAGCAGCUGAGUUCUGGGAGCAAGGAGAUUUGGAAAUAAGCGUCCUUCAGCAACAGCCCAUUCCGAUGAUGGACCGAAGGAAAGCUGCUGAGCUUCCAAAGCUUCAAGUGGGCUUCAUUGACUUUGUGUGCACAUUUGUCUAUAAGGAGUUUUCCCGUUUCCAUGAGGAAAUUCAGCCUAUGCUUGAUGGGCUGCUGAACAACAGAAAUGAAUGGAAGACCCGUGCUGAUGAGUAUGAUGCAAAAAUUAAAGCACUGGAGGAAGAGAAGAAAAAAGAGGAAGAGAGAAUGGCUGCAAAGAGAGGUGAAAUAACCUGUAAUGGAGGAACAGCUCCAGCUUCCAAAACCUGUAGCAUACUUUAGACAUAUUCACACUGAAAUAUAUGCCAUACAAAAUGAGAACAGCCAUAUAAAAACAACAAAAACAAACAAACAAACAAACAAACAAACAAACCCAACAACAAUUAAACAAAACCAAAACACAACCCCCCCAAAAUCAAAACACAAAACAAAAAAAUCCCCCCAAAAAACCCAAACCGAACCAAAUAAAAAAAAAGAACAACAACAAAAAACCCAACCAAACAAAAAAAUCACAAACACAAAACAAAAAAACAACAAACCAAACAGAACCACCAACCCCCCCCACAAAAUAUCAUGUUGUACAAAUUCCUGAUUGAACUAUUCUGAUGAUUUAUUAGGCUUGUGACCAGCCAGGGAAGGGCUAGAUCUUGUUUGCCUUAUUUGCAACUCUUCCUGAUGGUAGGCAGCCAGUUCUGUUUUGUCUCCUGUCCUCCAUUUGAUGCGCCUGAUAUCAGAUGGCAUGUGACAAGUCAGGACAACAUCUGGCCCAAUAAAUCAGGUUGUAAGAUUAUGAAAGAGCAUUCUUCCUGCACUGAAACACUUCUUAUCUCAAAGCUGAUGGGGAUAGUCCUGCUCCAUACAACCUCAUGAGACUGACAGUGAAUGCAAACAUAGCUUGCACUGUGGGAAAAAUGAAGAAGAAAUAAAGUUAUCAUGUCUAAGUCUCUAUCUCUCAGGAUAUCAGAAGUAAACUUGAGGGUAAGGAUAAAGCAUGAAAACUGACCAUAGUAAACCUUUGAACUGCUCUAAAAUAUUAUGAUUCCAUUUAAAUCCAAGAAACACUCUGACAGAUAAUACAUCUGCAUUCACUUCAAGAAUCUGGAUAGGUUGCUGUCCCAAAGCAUGGAGCUAUUCAUGCAACAUACAGUAGCUGCCUUCUCCAGGAGCAGGAUCCACACCGUGUACUAAUUGAAGCUUCAUUCUUUCAUGCAUCAUUUUAAGAAGACAGUGUUAUCAUUACCCAUUACAGUUCCCUUUACAAUUAACCAAGCCACCUGAGUUGUGAGACCUCAUAAAUUUGUUCUGUUUUGCCUCAUAAUGCUGUUAUUUAACACAAUUGACCAGAACUAAUUGUCCUUCCUUUCCUCCUCCUGCUCUGAGGUGUCUGGAUUUUAGAUUACACUCCAGACUUGUGACUCUUAUUUCAGAUGAAAGUUACUUUUCGUGUUUAUUCAUGCAAAAAUAGAACAUUCAAUUACACUCUUGUAGUAGUAGACACACCCUGAUGUCCUGCUCCCUCCCCCACCCCCUCUUUCUUUUUUAAAAUUGUUUGGAGAUUUGUUUUGCUGGGGAUUUUCUUCUUCUAUUACUCCUGUUACCUUCAGGAUUCUUACCCUUCAGUAUAUUGUUUUGCAUUACAAAAAUGCUGCAAGUAAAAGGAAAACUAGAGCUGUGGUGGUACCUGGUGAUCAUUUAUCUGUUUCAAUGCAGUAAGCAAGAUCUAA
This is a messenger RNA of Passer domesticus (house sparrow), 4165 nucleotides long. RefSeq names its product phosphodiesterase 6B (gene PDE6B). Gene Ontology annotation, molecular function: 3',5'-cyclic-nucleotide phosphodiesterase activity; protein binding. The record is from RefSeq and is a predicted model, not a curated record. Gene Ontology annotation, biological process: retina development in camera-type eye; signal transduction. The coding region runs from base 213 to 2723 and encodes 836 amino acids. Gene Ontology annotation, cellular component: photoreceptor outer segment membrane. Lineage: Eukaryota; Metazoa; Chordata; Aves; Passeriformes; Passeridae. The transcript is spliced from 22 exons.